Molecule: messenger RNA, 2661 nt
Organism: Cylicocyclus nassatus
Lineage: Eukaryota; Metazoa; Nematoda; Chromadorea; Rhabditida; Strongylidae
Source: the annotation of a GenBank genome assembly
AAACCUUUUUGAGGAGCUCUCCUGCGUUCAUUCAGUUGUCAUCAUGGCAGAAGAGGAUGAUGGCAUGGAAGCAUUUGAUUUCGACGAACGCGAUCUCGAAUUCGCGUUGAAUCCUGGAGCUCGACGUCAUUUCCAAACCAAGAACCAAGCAACAUAUGGUAUCUGGGCUGAUAAGGAAGAGAGCGACGAGGAAGAUGCUUAUGCAAGGCCAUCGUUUGGCAAAAAGGCAAGGAAGGAUUACACGGCGCCUAUCAAUUUUGUUAGUGGUGGUAUAAAGCAAGGGGAUACUGUGAAGAAAACUGGAAAAGAAGAGAAGAUAAAAAUGGAGGAGGUAGAUGAUACUCCGAUCGAGAUCAACUUCAAGAAAGAGCGACGAAAGCAGGCAAGGGCUGGUGCUAAUGUAUUUGCAGGAAUGCGCACUUCUGCUGUCAGAAGUGCUGUCGAUCCCAAUGCAGCUGGAGACUGGACAAAAUUUGGCAAAGGAGAUGUAGUCAGAAAGAUGAUGCAGGCUAUGGGUUACAAAGAGGGUGAAGGUCUCGGCGUUUCCGGACAAGGAAUUGUUGAACCUGUGCAGGCCACUGUUCGUAAAGGACGUGGUGCUGUAGGAGCUUACGGCAAGGAAGCCAUAGGGCCAAGAUUUGGCGAAACAGCUGCCGAAGCCCAGCGUCGAGAAGCCAGCGAACGUGAGUCGGGCAUAGUAAUAGAAGAACAGCCAUCAACCCCACAGUUGAAAACUGCUUGGAAGAAAGCAUCGAAGGUAAAAACUCGCUACAAGACGCUGGAUGAGGUCAUAGAAGAAGGAGGUUCUAUCGGAUUCCGUUCUGCGGUGCAGACCGGAGUAAAAGUUAUUGAUAUGACCGGUCCAGAACAACGAGUGUAUAGUGGAUAUGAUUCUUUCUCUAUGAAAAGCAGACCGUCGUUCAACGAUAUUAGUGAUCGCGAGAACUUCGAUGUGCCUGAGCUGAUGCAUAAUUUGAAUUUGCUUGUUGAUUUGACAGAGGAGAGCAUCCGAAGGAAUGACCACCAGCUAAAAACAAUCAAGGACCGAACAACGGCUUUGGAUUAUGACCUCAAGCAGGCGAAAGAAAUGCUUGAAAGUGAAGAGAAAGCUAGCGAAAAGAUCAAGGAAGUGUAUGAACUGAUUGAGAAUUUCGCUAAGCGGAAAGGUGGAGAAGCUCCUUCAAUCAACGACUGUCAAGCUUUGUUUACAAAAUUGCGGACAGAAUACAAAGAGGAGUAUCAUAUGUUCAACAUAGAAGCACUAGCAGUCCCACUGGUCCUUCCACAGAUUACAGAAUACUUUUCAAAAUGGCGACCGCUUGAUCCCGACCACCUUAUCUACGGUGUGGAUUUGAUGAAGGAGUGGCGCGAUAUUUUGGUGGAUAACGAAAAUACAUCGAUGUUCACAGAUCGUCUGACUGCCUACGACAGGCUUCUGUGGGAAGGAUGGCUACCGUCACUUCGGCGUGCCUCUUUGGACUGGGAUCCUCGAGAUCGCAUGGAGCCGAUGUUGCGGAUUAUCGAGAUGUGGUUGCCUGUCCUUCCAGAAUGGAUGAAGGAGAAUAUUUUAGAACAGGUGAUAAUCCCACGAAUCAGUGACAGAGUGUCAUCAUGGGAUCCACUUACGGACAGCGUUCCCAUCCACUCAUGGCUCGUGCCUUGGUUGGCGGUCCUUGGUGAUCGUUUACAGCCCGUUUUGGCACCUAUUCGGCAGAAGUUGGCCAAGGCAUUGAGGUUGUGGAGCCCUACGGAUCACAGUGCUAUGGCUAUACUGAAGCCAUGGUGUGGAGUUUGGACGCCAGCAACGAUGUCGGCGUUCUUAGCGCAGAAUGUGGUGCCAAAGCUAGAAAAGUGUCUCGACACAAUGAACUUGAAUCCGAGAGAGAACAAAAAGUACGAAGAAUGGUACUCAUGUAUGUCCUGGAUAGGCAUGAUCUCACCGGAUACCAUGGCCAGCAUCGUGACGAAGUAUUUCUUCCCUAGAUGGUAUGCUGCUCUCUGUCAGUGGCUUGAUUCUCCUCGAGCGAUCUUGAAUGAAGUGAAGAUGUGGUAUAGAGAGUGGGAACAGCGGAUUCCACCACAAAUUCGGGAUUACCCGACUAUCAAGGAAAACCUUCGAAGAGGGAUGGUGGCGCUCAUGGAAUCUUCACAAGGGCUGCGAGUAUCUACUGGACCACCACCACCACCACUUGCACAAGCGGUGCCUCCUCCCCCUCCUCCAGUGGCCAUGAGGUCUGGUCUUGGUGCACCUAUAAACCCUCAACUGUCGCUGAAGGAAAUCCUCGAGAGAAUGGCUGCUCAGCAUGACCUCACACAUAUUCCACAACGUGAUCGUUUCAAGGAAGGUAGACAGGUUUAUUGGUUUGGAACACAAUCAAUCUACCUGGACCGAAAUAUUGUGUAUGUGUUGGAUACGCAUUCAUUUUCUUGGAGACCCGUGGGAAUGGAAGAAUUAUUGCAGCUGGCUGGUGUUCAAUAAAUUAUUGCGUUUUUCUACUACAGUCACUGUGUCUUUGAGCGUACAAACUCGUGCCCAUACUUAGAGAUUUACUGAACCAGAUGCACUGAUUAUUUUAGUGUCAUCAAGUCCCAUAUCUUAUAGUGUUUAUGAUGUUUACUACCUUUCUACUUCGCGUAAUAUAGAAUCUGUUGUAGAGGCUA